CUCAGCUCACGGGGCAUUGUUGACUGCUGAGGUGUUUUUGAAACUGCUCAACCGGCUGCCUUUUACAACUAUGAGGAGGAGAAGCGGUAGUAACGCCAGCAGGAGAAGCUCAACGAUUAGAAGACGCAGUGAGAACCUGCGUUUCGAUGAAUUCGGCUUUGCUCUUACUAAACGAAAGGACCAAAAACUUCAUCACCGAUGUCAUGAUUACAGCUACCCCCAGCUGAGCUCGGUGAGGGUGAAAGAGCUGUGUGAGCUGCUCAGCUACUGGAAUGGAGCCAGCUUUAUCUGCAAGAGCCAGAUUGAGCGAUUUAUCAGGAUGGGUAUUCCUCCAAGCCUGCGAGGUAGAGUGUGGAAGUGUCUUCUCACCCUUGACAGCCUGAGAGAAACCAGUGACUUUAACUACCAGAAGUGCUUGUCAGAGGUGCGAGGGCCCUUGGUGGACUUGGGAGUCAGUGAGUACGGCAUCCUGUCGGCAAUUGCCACACUGAGCGACACCCAAAACGACCUGGAUUUGAACCAUCAGCAGUCCUCCAACUGCCCCGAGCCCCGAUACUCUGUAGAUGACAUCACACUCUUCAGACAGAUUGCCCUGGACCUCCAGCGUUCCUUCCCGACCCACCGCUCUCUGAUGGGGGAAAGCCCAGAAGCCAUCGAGGGUCAGGCGAAACUCUUCAGGGUCCUCAUCGCCUAUGCCAAAUACAGCCCGCAGGUUGGAUACAGUCAAGGGAUGUCCUACAUAGCUGCGGUGCUGCUGAUGCAGUUAGGAGAGGAGGAGGCGUUUUGGGCUUUGACUGCCUUGUUGGGUAAACCCAAAUAUCUGACCGAACUUUUUGACCUCAGCCUCAACAAAGUCCAGCAUCAGGUGAAGGUGUUUGACCAGUUCCUGAAACACAGGAAGCCACAGCUCUCUCAACACAUGGAGUCAGUAGGAGUCUUAUCAGUCUACUUUGUGAUGCCAUGGUUCCUCACUCUCUUCUCAUCCCUACCCUGCUGGGACUCUGUCCUGGCUGUCUGGGAUCUCAUCAUUCUGCACGGCCUAUCAGCUGUGUUCCGCACGGCUCUGACCAUCAUUGAGCUGCUGGAGCCCCGACUGCUGGACCUGCAUGAUGAGGGAGCAGUGUUACCCCUGCUGUUGAGAGUACCUGUUGAUGUGGCCCAGUACACCGUGUUGGUCCCUGCCCUGUGGAAUACCGAGGUCCAAGACUGGGAGCUUAAAUGUAUGAACAGUCUGGUGUUGGACGAGAGCCACCACGGACCCAAAGCAGAACAGUGUGAAAAGGCCACACUGCCAACCCAGGUCAGUGGAGGAAAAGAAAAAGAAAAUGUAUCAACACCUUCGGAAGGAGAAAAACCUACUGAGAAAGACUCAGUUACUAGGGCAAAAGGUGUACUGACCCGGGUGAUGCGUCUGGCCCAGCGGUACCUGUUGGACCCAAUGGGUAGACAGAGGGUUGAAGAGAAGGGUUCUCAAACACAGACAAAGCCCAGACAACGUAGUCCUGCUCCUGGACGAGUGUUCAAGAGUCGGACCUCAGCUUCACUAACACAAGCCCAGAUCAGAUCCAGGAGGCGGAGCCAGCAGAGAGGCCGGGCACAACAGCCGGUAGUGCAGGGGAGCAGUGGUGAUGUCACCGUGGCCCCUGUCACUGUGACAGAUACCGCUGGUUACAUUAAAACUGACAGAUCAGAGCAAACCUUCAAGAGGUCCGGUACAGGACCUGUUGGCAAGGUGGCCCAUCUUUGUAGCAAUCACAGCCUCGUCCAGCCUGUCCGAGUCAAGUCCCUCCGUCUUCUACGAAACAGCAAGAACACACUGAGCCAGACCCCUCCCGCCUCCUCUAUCCUCCCCUCAACCCUCCGUUCCGCUACCCUUCCUCCAACUUCCUCCAUCCCGUCUCCUCCAUCAUCCAGCGGGGAUCAGCAAAAGCAGCAAGACACACCCAGGACAGCUCUCAUCAAGGAGUUGUCUUCCAGACAUCAGACCAGCGUCCCAUUCAGGAACACCAGAGAAUCGAAGCUGAUCUGACGCUGAAGAAGGGAUAGGACCACGAUGGAACAAGUGAAAUGAUAAAAUGCACUAACUGUUUACAUUAAAUAUGAAACCACAAUAGUUAGUUCUGUAAAUCAAAUGAUUUUGCUUGGUGUGGGACCCAGAAUAGUAACUAACUAACAUGUGGGGAUUCCUAUGCAGGGUCCUUUUACCAGCAUGAGUAUAAAUUGCAGAUCAUCUGAAGUUGCUGCUUAUGUUACCCAGAGCUGUAAAACCAGAUUUCUACUUGAGUAUUAAGCCUGUUAAACAGAGUGUCUUUUAUACUGCUUAUGUUUUGAAUAUAUCAUGUGAGUGUGUACAUGCAUGCACAUAUGCAUUUGCAUGUAGCCCAAAUCUAUUUUGAUACUCCUUUGGGCAGCGCUGGUGCUGUUUAUUUUUCUAGUUGAGACAUGAAUCCUUAACCAUGACUCUGUUUUUAUUGUCUUGCAUAGUUGGGACUAAUAAAAUAUUGAUAUUAUUUUUAA
Messenger RNA from Morone saxatilis (striped sea-bass), 2517 nucleotides. RefSeq lists its product as uncharacterized. The transcript has 15 exons. The record is from RefSeq and is a predicted model, not a curated record. The coding region runs from base 71 to 2029 and encodes 652 amino acids. NCBI's taxonomy places the organism in Eukaryota, Metazoa, Chordata, Actinopteri, Moronidae.